Messenger RNA from Sesamum indicum (sesame), 1872 nucleotides. Its product is annotated as basic leucine zipper 19. Gene Ontology annotation, biological process: DNA-templated transcription; regulation of transcription by RNA polymerase II. NCBI's taxonomy places the organism in Eukaryota, Viridiplantae, Streptophyta, Magnoliopsida, Lamiales, Pedaliaceae. The record is from RefSeq and is a predicted model, not a curated record. Gene Ontology annotation, molecular function: RNA polymerase II cis-regulatory region sequence-specific DNA binding; DNA-binding transcription factor activity, RNA polymerase II-specific.
UAGUCUUUGGAUAUAACUAACGUGUGAUUGUCAUAAUAUGAUUAUUGUUAAUUAGGAUAAGAUGCAUAUUUACGGAUUCUUUGUCUUGAUUGGAAGACACAGAGAAUUCCGAGGUGGUCGCACACACACACAUUAUUAUUCUCUCCUCCCAUUGCUGAAAUACUGCGUAAUUUAACAAAGAACUGAUUCCUGACCAGUUGACGAUCAAUCGCCGAAUCCCUCAAAUUCAAAAUGCAGGACGCCAAAGUUUUAUUUGUUUUCUUGAAAGCUGGAUCAACCGCGGCUCUGCAUCCCUCCAUUGAUUUAUCGCCUUUUCUGUUUUGUUCUCUCCCUUAAAACGCUUUUGGACCUUCUAUGUUGCCCAAAUUUCUUCAAUUCCGUUUCUGCUCUUGGUUCUGCGGUUCAGGAUUUAGUUAUGGAAACUCGGAUUGCUGGGUCGAAGUAACUACUUGAUUGACAGCAACUAAUGGAAGUUGGUGACUGAGAUAACGUCGGAAAAUUUUAUCUUAGUAACAACAGAAGUUAUUGCGUUUUCGUCGUCCUGCCAUUAAAUUUAGCUAUUGGCUACUUGGAAUAUAAGCCAUUGAAAUGUAUGAUACGGAGCUUGAGUUCCCAAGCGAAGAACUAUUAUCGUGCUUGGAUAUGGCGAAUGCACAGAGUAGUUGCUCGUUUGAUAUAGAUGAGUUUCUUGUUCGAACGCAAGCCUGCAAUGAUGCUCUUGGUGGGACAGAGGCCUGCCCUGACCUUCUUGGUCGAACACAUGCCUGCACCCAUGCCCAUGCUUGCAAUCCGCCGGGCCCUGAUAAAUCCCACACUCACACUUGUAUUCAUGUCCAUACCCAAAUUAUGCCCACCCCCGGUGAAUUGCAUGCUCCCGGUGAUGAUACGGCGGAGUCGGUGGGGAAGAAAGCCAAAAAACGGCCAUCAGGAAAUAAUGAAGCUGUACGCAAAUAUCGGGAAAAGAAGAAGGCUAGGGCUGCAUCUUUGGAGGAUGAAGUUGUUAGAUUGAGGGCUCUGAACCAGCAUCUAAUGAAGAGGCUGCAGAGUCAGGCUUUACUGGAGGCUGAGGUUGCUCGACUCAAGUGCUUGCUUGUGGACAUUAGAGGGAGGAUUGAAGCAGAAAUCGGAUCUUUUCCUUACCAGAAGUCCACAAAAAGUGGAUAUGUCUAUCAAAACAUUGCUAAUUCUAAUCCCCCUAGCACUUACGUGAUGAAUUCAUGUAAUGUACAGUGCAAUGAUCAGCUUUAUUGCCUUCACCUUGGAUCAGAAACUGGAGCAUUUAAUGGUCAAGGCCUUGGUGAUUGUGAAUUUGACAAUCUUCAAUGUUUGGGAAAUCAAAUUUCUGGCUCGAACCAGCUCCCUGGUUGUGGAUUUGGCAGUGUUAAUUGUGCGUCUAACAGCCAGACUACCGGUGGCACUAAGAGAAGAGCAGGUGCACGUGCUCGUAAGGGUUAGUUGAAGCGCUAUUCAAAUGGAGACAUCUUAAUAUCCAGAAUCUACAUUCCCGUUCUUGUUCAUUUCAUUCUUGAGUGAUAGCAUCUUGUAAAGCCGCAGUUGGCUGUGCUUAGAGCUCUUUAGUUAGGCGCUGGUGGGCUUACAUGAAUGUCAAACUUCUCUAAAUUGCGUCAGAGACUAGGACAUUCAGACUUUCAGAGCAUAGCAGCAGAACUCGAGGAAGACGCAAAGCUCUGUUAGCUUUCUUUCUCAACCAUGAGAUUGAUGUUGUAAUUUUUCAGAUCAUUUUUCCCUUCACCAGUGUUUGCUGAGUUUGAAAUUACAGGGACCAUGUUCUUCACAAAACUUAGUACAACAUAUGUGAAUAGCUGAUCUCUAUAGCCCGACAUGAUAACGACUAAUCUUGACUCAGACAAA